Blastomyces dermatitidis ER-3 is the source of this 2621-nucleotide messenger RNA. RefSeq names its product NADH-ubiquinone oxidoreductase 49 kDa subunit, mitochondrial. Gene Ontology annotation, molecular function: NADH dehydrogenase (ubiquinone) activity; NAD binding; quinone binding. Bases 289 to 1728 code for a protein of 479 amino acids. Lineage: Eukaryota; Fungi; Ascomycota; Eurotiomycetes; Onygenales; Ajellomycetaceae. Gene Ontology annotation, biological process: mitochondrial electron transport, NADH to ubiquinone. The record is from RefSeq and is a predicted model, not a curated record. The transcript is spliced from 4 exons.
GCAAAAUAGCUUAAGAUCCGCCAAGCGCUUGCUCUAGCCAAUCAGAAACAUGAAAAUGACUGCUGAGCAAACAUCCACGUGACUAGCCCAAUCACCGACCUCGCUUUGUUGUAACCCGACACAAAUACGAACGACAGAACGGAUAGACAGGUAGAAGACAGGAAAUUGUCGACAGCCAUUGACCAGUGCUUCUUCUUGUGGGAGCCGUCCCCCACCUCAUAUACCGUGCCAAAGUCGAGGCACGAACCAUUUUGUGCGUAUCUCGAUAGAUAACCUACAUCCGUGGCCAUGGCUUCCUCGCUCACAUUCCUUGCUCGGCAUGCGCCCAAAAGGCUAUGUCUCGCCCCCUCAUCCUCCUCCGCAUUCAGAGUUUCCUCAAUCGCAGGACUGAGAUCAAUAUCUACCUCACCCGCUCUUCAUGCCACUCCUGCCUAUCGGCCUACUAGACUCAUCCCUACGGAUCCGGAAUUCGCACCGGGCGGGCCAAAAUAUCAGCCCAACAAGCCGCCAGGUUCAUACGCUGAACCCGCAGCCCUUGAAUCUGAAGUUGAACUUGGCCGCAAGGUCCGCCAUUACACAGUUAACUUCGGCCCUCAGCAUCCGGCUGCGCACGGUGUGCUCCGGUUGAUUUUGGAGCUCAAUGGAGAGGAAAUUAUUCGAGCAGACCCCCAUGUUGGAUUGCUGCAUCGCGGCACGGAAAAACUGAUCGAAUAUAAGACUUAUUUGCAAGCGCUGCCAUACUUUGAUCGAUUGGACUAUGUUUCGAUGAUGACGAACGAGCAAUGUUUUUCGUUGGCGGUGGAGAAACUACUUAACGUCGAGAUUCCAGAGCGGGCGAAAUGGAUUAGAACAUUGUUCGGGGAGAUCACCAGAGUCCUGAACCACCUCAUGUCGGUAUUAUCACACGCUAUGGACGUUGGAGCGUUAACUCCAUUCUUGUGGGGAUUCGAGGAGCGUGAGAAAUUGAUGGAAUUCUACGAACGUGUUUCGGGAGCCCGUCUACAUGCUGCAUAUGUUCGACCGGGAGGGGUUCAUCAAGAUAUCCCCCUCGGCCUCCUAGAUGAUAUCUACCAGUGGGCAACUCAAUUCGGCGACCGUAUCGACGAGACCGAAGAACUGCUUACCGACAAUCGUAUUUGGAAGGCUCGAACCCAGGGCAUUGGCGUAGUCACUGCCGCAGAGGCCCUCAAUUACGGCUUCACGGGAGUCAUGCUCCGUGGCUCCGGCGUUCCAUGGGACGUCCGCAAAUCCCAACCUUACGAUGCGUACGACCAAGUAGAAUUUGACGUCCCUGUAGGUGUCAAUGGAGAUUGCUAUGACCGAUACCUUUGCCGCAUGGAGGAGUUCCGCCAAUCCCUUCGCAUCAUCCACCAAUGCUUGAAUAAGAUGCCAGCAGGCCCCGUUCGCGUGGAGGACUACAAGAUCUCUCCGCCCCCGAAAGCUGCCAUGAAGGAGAACAUGGAAGCGCUCAUCCAUCACUUCCUCCUCUUCACAAAGGGAUAUGCAGUGCCUCCUGGCGAAACGUACUCCGCUAUUGAGGCACCCAAGGGUGAGAUGGGUGUGUUCCUCGUCAGCGAUGGCAGCGAACGACCAUACCGAUGCAAGAUUCGUGCUCCCGGUUUCGCCCAUCUGUCUUGUUUCGAUCAGGUUGCUAGAGGCCAUCUGCUAGCUGACGCAGUCGCAAUCAUUGGUACCAUGGAUCUCGUGUUUGGCGAAGUAGACAGAUAAUCGGAGAAUAUCAGCAUUAACCAUGAAGAGAACCCGCCUACUUACUCAUAGACAUGUUUAAUAAUCCUCUUCCCUCUUUUUUGCAAUUCUAGUAGAAAAGGGGUGGAAGAAGGAAAAGAGUUUUAAAAGAAAAAAAAAAUAGACAAACAAAUUUCUGUAUUUUUCUCCAAAAUCCCGCCCUGCUAUACCGUUCAAUAGGUCCAUCAACCCUCCACCUUGUAAAAUCUUUUCCAAAACCCGCGGACAGACUGUUGAUUCAUUUGAUUCUACUUUCCUUUUUUCCUUCCCAUUUCCUUUUCUUUUUGCAUAUCAGACUUCCUGAUCAAGUUCUCUUUUUGCUUUUCGUCCCCUGUACCGUUAUCCUCACGGGUGUCCAUCCGCAACUAUUGUUUCCCGCUACUCCAGUGUUCCCUAUUGUUACCUUCUAUCCUCUUUUUUUUUUUUUUUUUUUUUUUUUUUUUUUUUUACCUGUUCAGUAAAUAUUUAGCAUAGCAGAGGAUUUAAGCGGGAAAUAUUUAAAUUUGUCCUCUUAUUUUUCAUUUUCCAUUGUUCAUGUUUGUUUUUUAACGACCGCAUUGAACCCUUAUGUGUUGCAUAGACCACUGACAGGGAGCUGAGGAAAAAGAAAUUAAAAAUGCGGCCGCAUAAUAUUUAUAGUCUCAUUCAUAACACAUCAACCGAUGUAAAAAGCAGAACGAUGCUAGCAGAAUACGAAUCCCUCAACUAAAACGGGCAAAAUGACGAAGGGAGACAAAAAGAAAAGAAGUGUGUAUAUGUGUAUAGUCCUAGAACAACCUUGCAUUCCCCCUUCUCUUCUCUCCUGCCUAUUUCGUGAGCACAUAAACAUAAAAUCUCAACAUAUACAUAGCCAUCUAUCUAUCAACCAUACUAAU